GAAACUUCUCGGAGCAUCUCAUUAAGGAAUGAGAUGCUCCGAGAAGUUUCUUUCCGGCCGGUAAUUUAUGUACUCAUAAUUUCCACUAAUUCAUGAAACGGAAUCAAUAUUGCAGCACCAUGAUUGUUCGGCGUGAAAUUGCAGGGAGCAUUGAGAGUUCCGUUCCGUUGGAACUUGAUUGCGCGUCGAAUCGUUUACUCGGGAAGGUUUACUUUCGUGAAAUUUCCUGCGAGGAUUCAACGUUUCACUGUGCGCACUCAGGCAACGAUGAUUUCAAUAGUACGGAGUCCCACCCCCAUUCAAAGUGGCGUUUCUCAGGACUUUUACCGCGGUUGGUGCGAGAACGAAUUUAUCGAGAGAGAGGAUCGUACACCUGGUCAUUUCCACCCUUCAUCGAGCAGGGGCAUCAUUAGUCGAUAGUGUUACCCUAAAGCUUUCAUCGUCCUACAUAUCAUAAGGAGACAAGUUGGGAGAGAGACGUUGUUCGUUUUAAAGGGAGAAAGGUGCAGUCGGGCCUACGAAGUAGAACUCGCGAGCCCUCGAUGGCGAUGACUGCGCGCUCAGAAUCAUUGAGAAUGGAGCGAACGGAAAUGCAGUUAAGGGUGAAGCAGACAGACAAACAAACAAACAAACAAAAUGGGCCUCACACAUUAUAUUACCUGUUAGGGGAGUGAGUUGCGUUUCGUACGGUCGAGACGAAUAAGGAACACGCUUUUAGAAUUAGUCGCAGCUUCGACCUAGAUUCCGACAGCCGAUCGGGGAGCACCAUCUCACGCCUCGAACUAGUUAUCUUUUUUUCUUUGCGCUUUCUUCUACUACUUCGAGAAACUACGUACAGUGUGUGUAAAUAUCAUCGCGAUCGUCACAGCAGCAACCCCGAGAUUUAACGCCGCGGCCGAGUUCUCACACGCCUUUGCGACCGCGAACCGCAAACCGCGAUUUCGUUUGAUUCGGAUCGAGCCGGAUAGAAGAACAAGAAAGAGAACAAAAACGGGAUUCCGAGACACUCAAUUCGGCGCCUUCUUCGUUUCGCGUUUCAUCCGGCACAUCCGGUAGCUUGCACAAACAAGAGAAACAAUCCACGACUUCCAGUUUACGUGGCGAGACCGUCUCGACGUCCGGCAAGAUUUGUACUUCACUUACUUCUUCCAGUUUUAUACGAAAAUACGCGUGCGCGCGCGUGCAAGAAAAAUUAAAAAAAAAAGAAGAACAAAAAGCGGGGCAGUUCCGCGUAGGAAGAAUACGUCAUCCUCGCGCGAUUGACUUUCUUUUAUUAUCUUGCAGCACCGCUUCGUCAUCGCCGGUUUCCGCAGAUAAGUCGCUUCGCAAUCAAGUCGUGUCCUUUGAAUCUUUCCCUUAUCUGUACUGUCACCCUGCCGCGUAGAUUGCCGCAUCGUUUGCCCGCGCACGAGACAGAAACGCGAACGUAGAGACGCGUUCAUUCUCUCGCAGGCACACUAUAUCAGCACGUGCAUCAUUGCGAAAACUAUAUCAUUAACGAUCAUUAUCGCGCGAAGGGAGGAAAGGAGGGAGGUGAGAAAUUGAUUAUCCUAGUGCGUAAGGACGAGCCUGUACACUCUCUGUUAGUCGAAAAACUCAAAGACAGUGCGAAUGGGUGAUUACGGUUAUUAAAUUAAAUGUAUCAUACACAGAGCGAGUUAAUUCGCGAGACGUUAAUUACACUGUCGAGGAUCGGGACUGAUCUUUUUGCCCUUACUUUGUAAUCCGAAUUUUUCUUCAUUUACAAAUAUGCCGCAAAAUAGAGUAUGACCAGAAAUGCGCCACGAACGCAAACUAUUCCCGCGACAUGGGCAACAGUAAGUACAACAAUACAAUAAAUACCAGGGAUACCAGAAAUUAUAACGAAAUAGUAUUAUUUUCUACAUGAGUAGAGAAAGGGAACUAUGAAAAUGAUAUACUUAAUGUUACCAGCGAACGGCGGCGAGUCAAUUUAUCGUUUCAGAUUGGUAAUUGUAGUUUCAGUUCAUAUGAAAACUCUUAUAAGCAUAUUAUCAGGAUUGCAAUCAUAAAACAAUAUAAUUCGAAGUGUGUUACAUAAUCGGCGGGUAAUCGACGUCUACAAAACUAAACUAAAUAGUUGUUAAUGUACAUUGAAAGUGUACGAAAGGAAGAUAAUGUAUCCGAGAGAGAGAGAGAGAGAGAGAGAGAGAGAGAGAGAGAGAAAGAGAGGAAAGAGGUGACGAAUGAAAAUGAUUGUGUGUGAGAGAGAGGACGGAAGAAUACAUAUAAACAAAGUAACAAGAACUGCACAGCUGGGCGAUUAGAUCGUCUUGAGAAUUGAAAAUUCUAAGUCUACAAAUAUAUUUAUCUCGGAGAGAGAAAAGACAGAAACACGAUGAGACGAAAGGGGUGCGAAGUGGAAACGGACGGUGGAUGCGACGAUAAGGAAAAGCGCGCGCGCGAAAGAGCGAGAAAGAUAUAUAUAUAAAUAUAAUUAUAAAUAUAUAAAUAUAAAGAAGAUACCAAAAAGAGGUGCAAGUACGACGAGGAAUAAAAACGGAGAUAGGAAGAGGGGAAAAGGGAGACAGACAAAACGGACGAGAGAAGGUAGAAGAUGGUGGUGCAACGUAAACGGCGAACAAGUAUAUCUAUCAGUAUUUAUGCAGUAAUUUCUCUCGAGGGCUAUCGUCGCGACUUAGAUAAAUAUUAUUGCCAGCAUUUAAUGAUUUCACUCUCUUGGGUCUUCUAAUUGAAACUGCAACACUUUAAGGGUAUACAAUGGAGGGCAGGAUGGGGGAGGCAAGAGGGAGAAGGCGAUGAAGAGAGAGAAAAGAGCGAAAAUAUAUACGCGCGCGGAAGACGAACGAAGAAUCGUAGUAGAAAGGGAGAAAGAAGGAAUGACUAUCGUUGAUCGCUAUAUCAAGCAAGUAGAUGUAUAUUUAAGAGAAUAAACGAAAAAAUAAAAAAAUAAAAUACAGUAGCGUGUCGGUAUAAUAGCGUUGUAAUUGCGAGGAUGCGUCGCCGCGUCUCAUGCCCGACCAUUGGCCGCUUAUGCGAACCGAUGAGAGAGAAAGUAAGAUGGAAAGGAGAGAAAAAGAAGAGAAAGAAGAGAACUCUUCAUUAUAUACGAAGGACGAGGAUCGACUGCGUGUUGUGCGUGUACGAAUGCGUGGUACUAUGUGUCGGUACAAGAUGCAAAUCGUGUCAAUUGUAAAUCGUGCGUUCAGCCUUAAUGCGAGCCUCGUAAAUCUCGAUUCCUUCCGAAAGGAAUUAAAUGCAUUGACUAAACGAAUCAUAUUAUGUUGACGCUGCCAGCAUGAAAGAAUACCUAAACGAUAAAACGUAAGAACAAUUGAUAAUGUCAAUGUCAUUUGGUGCAAUGCAUAAUUGGUACCAAAUAGUUUUGUGACUUUAAAAGUAAUUGGAAUUAUUAAUUUCUUUCUUGUUCUAAUAGUUUCUUGUUACGUGAAUGAUAAUAGUUUAAAUUGUUGACGUAUCUAUUAAAAUAUAAUGAUGACAUUGGAUACAUAGAGAAAUAAUUUUAAGAUUAUCGAGAAAUCUAUUUAAAUUCUUUAAUUAAGGUGAAAGUGAAAUUGCAGAGUCAAUUGAUGCAUAUUUGUCCGGCUUAUCUCGAUGGAGAGGAAAGCGAUAAUAAAAGUAAACGGUAAAGUAAACCCGUCGGAAAGACUGUUAAGGCUGAACGCGCUCCAAGAAAGUAUAAGAAAAGCAGUGUACGGAUACAAAUUGACUUUAACACCAAAAAAACAAAGAUGAAUUUCUUGCAAUACGAAAAAUUAAUCCUUAGAGAUACGAAUACGUUAAUGAUUUUUCUUGAAGUCAAUCGUUCUUCACAUGAAAAAUCGGAAUGAGAUUCGUUGUGUAGACGCGCAAUGCGCCAAUCGUAAGUUAUGUUGGACGAAAUUUAGCCUUGGCUCUUUUAUUGUUGUUGGGUUUGUUAAGUUUGACGAUUUAGAAGCGAUCGCCGGGAUUUCGUUGCGGGCUACCGGAGCCCUUUAUCUUUGAUCGAGAGAAUAAAGCCGUCUGCAUUUCUCGGAUGCUUGAGCGAUUUUGUUUCUCGAUUGUUAGCCUGAUUCUGAGCUUUGUCGAGUGUAUCGACGCGAGAUAAUGUACGUAGGACUCCAGUUUCGCUUGAUUCGUUGUUGAGCGACACUUAAGUCGGUGUUAAGUCCGUGCCAGUCCGACGCGCAAGUUUACGGUACGCGAACAAGCGAUUUGUUAGCCGAUUCUAUAUAAAAAUAAAAAAGAAAGAGAAAGGGAAGAUGAAUCAACAGUAGAUAUAGUGACAAUUUCAAAGAGAUAAUACUACCGUUGUUCCGUUGAUUGUUUUCAUAGAUUUUAUUGCAUUGCGACCGCGUCGAGUCAUCCGCGAUCGGGAAGCAACGCAGCAAAAGAGGUAAUCGCUCCUUUAUUGCGGGAUUGAUUAAGUCAUCUCCGUUUCUCAAUAGGCAAGAUAACGCGCGCUACAAUGUCAGCUGUGCGUCGAUGAUUCCGUUCAACUGUAACUCGACUAAUUGUCGCCUGAGACCGAGACUGAUUGAUACCCAAUUGAUAAUAAUCAACAGAAUUAAUGACGUCCACGAGCUUAAACUCCCAUACGGAACGAAAAUACGCAAUGAACUUGAAAUUGAAAAAUUCUGCUUAUCAAAUUACUUCAGCGUGAUUUCCCUAGAUGCGUUAAUCGUACGACAAAAAUAAUUAUAUUGAUAAUAAACUGAAACAUGUAUGUACACAGAUUUAUGCAGGUGCACGAAUUUGACAAAUCCAUUUCCAGUAUACGAGAAAUUGGAGAUGUAAAAGAAAUUGCCGAUAAAUUCAUAGAGCGUAGAGUUCUAAUUUGUUGCACGAAGCUAAUUUUAUUUUGUAGAAGACACAGUGCGACGUGAGACGAUGGAAGAUUACAUUGAUCUCUCAUUGAUGGGCGUUGACUGGAGCUGCGCGUUUGUUCGAAAAGAAUGAUCGCCGAUUGCCCGUACGAAGUAGAUCAAGGGAUCAACAGAAUUCACGUAGUAACUUCGAUGGAGGUUCCCCGUAUCCCGGAAACAAGCGAUCGAUGUCGGCAGCGCGAUUUCGAUCGAUAAACUUAGUCAAUUAGAGGAUCCCUUCGAGUGCUUCGAACCGGUGGAUCGGCGACGAUCGUGAAACGCUCCGGACUAGAAAGGUAAAGAGAGAAAGAUAUAUAUAGAUAAAUAUAUAUGUAGUAUAAAUGUCGGAUAUAUACACACACACGCACGUAAUAACGAUAUAUCGACCGCUUCUGAGUCGGAUCGAUCGCGCGAGGGAGCGCACGCGACGCGGCCGCGGCUAGCCAGGACUAUUUUUCUAAGUUGCAAAGUAUAAUAAAUUAACGACGUUGUAUUAUCGUUACUAGAGUAUAUUAUAAUGUAUAUUGAUAUUUUAACUAGGCGAGAUAUUAAGAGUAUGAGAAAAUAAAAUGUUACACGAGCGAGUAAUAUAACGAGACUAUAUAUCAUAAUUAUUACAAUUACGAUUGUCGCACGAGAGAGCGACAUUCGUAAUUAGCGGAGGGGUUCGCACGUGCGGUCGGUGCGCGUGUGACGCGCGCGGCGCAUUAGAUUAAUCGAGCGCGUUUAAUCGCGCGACGAAUCGACGAAAGCGCGGGCGAGGGGGACGGGAUCGAGAGAGAGAAAGAGAGAGCGAGAGAGAGCGAGAGAGCGAGAAAGAGAGAGCGAGUGAGCAAGAAAAAGAGAAGGGGAUGAAGAAAAUUGGCGAGAAAGAAACGUUCUAGAGAUUCUCUCGAUUCGGAAGAAAGAAGCGAGAAAGGGAGAGAGUGAAAGAGAGAGAUUGAGACGAUCGUAGAGGAAUGAAUGAAUAAUCAAGGGAAUGAGUGAGUGCGAGAGUGAAUGAGCGAAGGUGAGAGCAAUGAAUAAGCGUGUGUCGUUCUUCGGCCGCGGAGAGUAAUAAGAGAAAUAAUGAAUCGUUCUGUCAGUCACCUCACCUAUAUUAUAUAAUAUCAUAAUAUGCUGCCAUACGAUAUAAAUAUAUGUCUACGGUAAGGAGUAUAUUAAUAAAACAUUACAAAUAAAUAUGUUAUAAGUAAUCGUUCCUGUGUGUUGCGUGCUUGAAUUCCCUUCGUGAGCAGUCCUCAGCGUGAAAUGCUUUCGUUAAGUCUAAUGGAGAACAUGCGCGAUAAUUACCUUGUGCUCCCACACGCACGGCACCCUCAUAAUAAGCGUUUUGAUAAGUCAAGCCGUGGCAAGUCAAGCUAGUUAACGUUCAUGACGUGAUAUUACAGACAGCAAAAGAAAUCGCGAAUAGUGGAAAUGAAUAAUAGACACCUGUUGUUAAUCUGUUAUACUUAUUCAUGCAUGCAAUUUUUCAUGCAAACGCUAUUUAAAUUGUGAAAGUAUUUAUCGAUGCAGUUAUCCCGACAUUUAUCACAGUUUAAUUGAUAUUGAAAAGUAAGAGUCGACUUUACGCGUGACUUUAGACUAAUGCAAAUGCGUAGGUACAGUAGAAACAACCGAAGCGUAAGCAAUGUACUUGCGAUUUGUAACUAGCCUACUUUCGGUUUACGUAAUUGAAUUAUGCACCGCGCGUGAGACUCACCCGGUUGGCCAGUUUUGCAGCUAAAUUUAAGCGAGGGAGCUACCUUUACCCAUCCGUAAAAUAGGUUUUUGCCUCACGUCAAGCAUGUACAUCAUAUGUAAUGUACACGUUUUCCAUUUCAUAAUAAUAUAUUAUGAGAAACAUCGCAUAAUUCAUUCAAGAGUGAAAGCGAUGCAUCGACACGCGCUCGAUAUCGCGCACGUGCGAUUUCUGCUUGCACUGGAGGUAUGACACAGUUACAUCAUAACUGGCAAACGCCAGUUAACCAGCGAAAGCGCCCUGACAUGCCAGUGUCGUCGAGAAAUGCUGAUUGAUUUUGCUUGACGAUGCUGAUUGUAAAAACAUAUUUGCACUCAACAUUGAUUGUAAAUAAGAAACAGUUUCCAAUCGCUUUAUUAAGAAACUAAUACGUUGUAUUCUUAAUUCGUUUGAUACCUUAUAUAAUAUUGGAAAAUGUUGCGUGUGAGAGCGAUGUAGAGGAAUGCGAAAAUGAGGAGAGAGAGAGAACGCGUGCGGAAUUGAAAAAAUAGAUUCGGAGUUAAAUAGUUUCUUAUCGGCGUCUAGCGAACCUAAGAAAAUGACGAGACGGUCGUUAGGCUCUGGCAAGCAGGAAGGUGAUUGCGCAAAAAGAAGGCGGCUCAUAGAAGGUGCGCUUUUGCAAUAAUUCUAUGGCUGGUAAAGUCCGCCCCGACUCGGGCCUGGCGGUAAAGGGAAACAAAAAGAGUGAACCGCGCGGAGUGCAACAGAAACGCGUGGCAUCUCGGCGAGAGAAGAAGAAGAAGAAGAAGAAAAAGACGAAGUGGAAGUGGAACAAAAGCAGGAAGCGUGGGAGAAGACAAGGGAGAAACAGGAGGAUGCAACGACCUCUGCGAAGGACACGAGCCUUCGACGACCCAGUGGCAAGAUGCAGUCAGUCAACGUUCUUCUCGUUUUGCUGGUGAUCGCCGUCACCGCAUCAAUCGCUGGAAAGUUACAGACUGUGAAACUUCUCGCGGCGCGGAAUCGCGCUAUGCUACGGCGAAUCGCCAUUAAUCGCGAGGAAAAAUCCAAAGUUUGUUACGACCUAGUCGGUUGCUUCGCGGAUCCGCCGUCACAUUUGUCGAUAAAACGGCCGCCCGAGCAUCCGAGCGAGAUCCAGACUAAAUUCUUCUUCUACACACGAGUGGACCGACGAAAUCCAGAACCGUUGCAGUACGGCGACAACUUGUGGUCCAUCGAGCACUCGCGUUUCAACGCCAGCAAGCUUCUUAAAGUCUUGAUACACGGUUACAAGGGCAGCGGCAGCGAUGCCGGCGUCGUGCUCGGAGCGAAUUUACUUCUCGACAUAGAGGACGCGAACGUCAUCAUCGUGGAUUGGACACGAGGCGCGGGCGGCAACUACGGAACCGCUGUAGCAAACAGCGAACUGGUUGGUCGACAAUUGGCUCUGAUUCUCCUGGACGUUAUCAAUUUGGGAAUCGAUCCUGUCGACAUCCAUGUGAUCGGUUUUAGUCUUGGUGCACACGUGGCCGGUUGCGCCUCGGAAGUGCUAAAGAGGAAGAAUCUGCUACUGGGUCGCAUAACAGGUCUCGAUCCGGCGUCCCCGUUCUUCAGGCACCAUCUGUUCAGGGAGAAGUCGAGGAAGCUGGAUGCCACCGACGCCCAUCUCGUUGAUGUCAUUCAUACCGAUGGCUCACAAGAUUUCGCAGACGGUUUUGGUCUACUUAAACCUAUAGGACACAUCGAUUUCUUCCCGAAUGGCGGUAGGGAGCAACCUGGGUGCACCGACGUGAAGAACUCGGUGGUGGUGAGUCAUUUGAAAGAAGAGCUAUUGGAUCGGAAUAUAGCAUGCAGCCAUCUGAGAGCUUGGCAACUCUUUGUAGAGAGCAUUCGCACGCAGAAAGGAAAGUGUAAAUUUAUCGGGUGGCCCUGUCCACAAGGUGGAAUAUCCUAUGCGAAGGGAAUGUGUUUCCCCAUGGAAUCUACCGAAUGGAAUCAAGAAAUGGGUUACGCGGCUAAUCGUGGACCUCUGGGGAUCUAUUAUCUGGCGACUAGAGCCGAAACGCCAUUUUGUGGCCAACCGCUCAGAGCAUCAGUGAUGACAUCCGAGGAUAUGUUGAAAACGUCUGGCAUAUUACUUUUCAAAGUCUUUCUCGGUAAUUCCACAACGCUCUUCAGGAUACAAUGCACAUUGCCCAAACUGAGAAAUGAAUGGAUGGUAUUUUAUAACAUCGCGGCGGCGGAAUUCGACGCUUUGCUAGGAAACACUAAAGCGAUCACUGGUAUCGUCUCGUACAAGCGCAUCGGCAAUGAUACAGAAGAAGACGCUACGCAGGAACCAGACACGGAUAUGAUACUUUUCAACAAACUUACUCUCGAGGAUCGCAAGGGUCACAGGUGGGAGUACUGCAGAACAAAUACCGCAAUCAAUGCGCAAGAGGUAUACGUGGAAUUAAAAAAGGAACAUUGCACGCCGUUGUGAUUUCUAUUUUAUUUUGAAGUAAUCAUUUUAUAUUUAAAUAAAUAAAAUAUUUGCGUGCGAA
This is a messenger RNA of Ooceraea biroi (clonal raider ant), 9071 nucleotides long. Its product is annotated as pancreatic lipase-related protein 2. Gene Ontology annotation, molecular function: lipase activity. Gene Ontology annotation, biological process: lipid catabolic process. The record is from RefSeq and is a predicted model, not a curated record. Lineage: Eukaryota; Metazoa; Arthropoda; Insecta; Hymenoptera; Formicidae.